Molecule: messenger RNA, 3188 nt
Organism: Clarias gariepinus (North African catfish)
Lineage: Eukaryota; Metazoa; Chordata; Actinopteri; Siluriformes; Clariidae
Gene: col9a1b
Product: collagen, type IX, alpha 1b
Exons: 35
Coding region: 1-2589 (862 amino acids)
Source: RefSeq, a predicted model, not a curated record
AUGCUGGCCUGUCGCUGGACGACAGUAUUAACCUGGCCAUCAAGCUGGAUCAGCACCUCUGCGGUCAAAGAAGGCACCUCCCAACCUGAGGUGCCGCGGGAAGAUCGGAUCAGAGCCGCCGUGAAAGCCUCACCAAACCCCUCAGUGACCCGCGCGAAAGCAACCAUCCCGAACCAAUGGAGGUCUGGUGCUAGGGCAUCAGCCACAGCUCUGUCCCUGGGUGCCACUCCCACCGACAUCCCUAUGGUGGAUCAGUGGUUUCAAAGAGCGGAAAAAGUAUGGGAAAAAGCGCACACCAAGAUCUCCCAAGCAGCCAGUGAUUCCGGGACCCCUGAACGAAGGCGUCGCAUCCCCGGAGCUGUGGAGUUAGCGGGCGUCCCUGCAUACAGGGUAAAGGAGUUGCUGGACUCCCGGAGGAGAGGGGGCUCCCUCCAGUACUUGGUAGAUUGGGAGGGGUACGGCCCGGAGGAACGGAGCUGGGUCCCGGCCCGAGACAUUGUGAUUACCGGCAGACUUAGUUGGAGUGGCUUGGCCAAGAUAAUAAUGGCUCCUGCUAUAGGUUUUUAUGAGCUUCUCUCAAUGCUUUUGUUGGGAAUAUGUCUAACCACUUCAGCUCAGAGGUAUGUGGGUCCAGCUGGCCCACCAGGCCCUGCUGGUGUCCCUGGAAUCGAUGGAAUUGCUGGGGAAAGAGGUAGAGAUGGAGAAGAUGGUUCUGCAGGACUGGAUGGUGACUCUGGGAAACCUGGUUCUGUUGGACUUCCUGGGUUGCCUGGAGAUGAUGGGUUGACUGGUCCCACAGGAGAUGUAGGCCCAGAUGGUCCACCUGGACAGAAGGGAGAGCCAGGGAAACCUGGAACUCGAGGAGGAGCUGGUAUUGGGCCUGAUGGACCCCUGGGACCACCAGGACCUGGUGGACUUCCAGGCAUUCUUGGUAAAUUUGGCCCUCCUGGGGCCAUGGGUGUCAGAGGGCCCCAAGGACCUCGUGGACCACAAGGACCACGUGGUGCUGCAGGUAUACUGGGUGGAGCAAUGGAACUGUGCCCCAAUGCAUGUUCGCCUGGCACACCUGGCUACCCUGGACAACCAGGCAUGAAGGGCCACAAAGGUGCGAAGGGAGAGGUUGGAGAACCUGGUAAACAGGGACACAUGGGAGAAGUAGGAGACCAGGGUGCCCCUGGAGAGGUUGGAACAAAUGGCCCAACAGGUCCACAGGGAAUACAAGGUGCUACAGGAAUUAUGGGUCCUAAAGGGGAGAUGGGACCUCGGGGCAAUGAUGGGGAUCCAGGUCCUCAGGGGGUUGAAGGUGCCACUGGUGAUCGUGGUCAGAGGGGGUUAAUGGGAGAGUCUGGCCCUAAGGGAGAACAAGGACCCCAGGGACAAAGAGGCAUCACUGGUCUCCCAGGACCAAAGGGUGAGAGUGGUUUACCUGGUGUAGAUGGCCGUGAUGGAAUUCCUGGAUUACCUGGAGUUAAGGGCAGCCCUGGGAAAUCUGGAAACCCUGGAGAGGUUGGACUUCAAGGACUGUCUGGCUUACCUGGUAUUACAGGAUCGAAGGGAGCUCCCGGUCAAAAGGGUAAUGCUGGACAGCCAGGCCUUAUUGGAACUAUGGGAUCUGCUGGAAAGCCUGGAGAACGUGGAAAACAGGGAGAACUUGGAACUGUUGGCCCUAUUGGUGGAACAGGAGAUAGAGGCGAGCCAGGGCCUUCUGGACCUAUAGGGAACCCAGGACUCAGAGGUUCUAAGGGUGAUCUUGGUCUGCCUGGACUUCCUGGAUCCCCAGGCACACCUGGAGAGAAAGGGGAGAGGGGUGAUCCUGGUGAAUCUGGAUCCAAAGGAGAACAGGGAGAGCAAGGUGCAGAGGGAACCCCAGGAGACAAAGGAGAUGUUGGGGAGCCUGGGGAGUCUGGACCUAAAGGAGAAGUUGGUAAUCCAGGGGAACCAGGCAACAGAGGCCCUGAGGGUGCGCGUGGGCAGCCUGGCAUCGAGGGACCACCUGGUAGUUCUGGACCCCGUGGUGUACAAGGGAACAGAGGAGCUCCAGGUCCUCGUGGUUCUCAAGGCCCAGCAGGGAAAGAACCAGGUGAUCAGCACAUCAAACAAGUUUGUAUGCGAGUAAUGCAGGAGCAGCUGGCUCAACUAGCUGCCAGCCUAAGGAGACCUGAGUCUGGUGCUAUGGGUCUCCCUGGCAGACCUGGUCCCCCUGGCCCUCCAGGUCCCCCAGGAGACAGCGGUUUCCCUGGACAAGCUGGUCUAAGAGGUCUUCCUGGCCUCAAAGGACCUUUAGGAACAAUGGGUCUCAAAGGGCCUAAAGGUGAAAAUGGAGAAAGGGGAGAUAGAGGGCAAACAGUGAGGGGCCCUAAAGGAACACAAGGACCACCUGGCCUACCAGGAGAAACUGGUAAACCAGGUUAUGGUCAAGAUGGUCAUGAUGGAGGAAGUGGUUUACCAGGCUUCCCUGGACAGCCUGGUGUUCCUGGACCUCCUGGCUCAGCAGGACCGCCUGGUUACUGUGAUCCAUCAGCAUGCAACUUGAACUCUGCUUCCCAGUCCCUCACAAACUAUGACAUUAAAGGGCCGAAUGGUUACUGAGUUUUUGUGGACACCAAAGACUGAGACAGAAUGUUGUGUAUAGAUCACAGCAUUAGUGAAUGUCAAGUGAAGAUGGUAAAGUAAGAACAUUUUGCUCCAGUCAGCAGGUCUUAAUUUCAUUUGUAAUAAUUUACCAUUUUUUUAAUUUAACUUUGUUUUGAUUUUUGUUAAUACCUCAGUUUACUGCAAGCUCACAAAUUUAUCCGAAGUAUGUUGUAUAGAACUUUAGAAUGGACUAUGCUGGAUCCAAAGCAAAAUGUAUGUGUUUACAAAACCCUAAAAAUUUCUGACAGAUUGAUAAGUUAAUCUACUAACGUUUGCUACUUUAUCUACUAAAAUUGCUACAAUACAAUUAAUUAUAUACAUACAUUAGAUAGAUUAAUUUGAUUAAUGGACCAUGAGAGGUUUUCAGCAGGGGCUUCCUGAAUUAGUUAUUUUAUUUUAAAAAGUUGUAAUUAAAACUGUAAUUGUAAUUGAAAUUCUAAAAGUUGUAAAUUGAUUUUUUUUAUUUAACACUGUGGCAACAAAAGCAAAGUCUAAUUUGUUUAAUGAGAAUGUAACAUCAAAGAUGACUUUGUAAAUUAUAUUUUAAACACAUA